Messenger RNA from Hydatigera taeniaeformis, 489 nucleotides. The record is from the annotation of a GenBank genome assembly. Lineage: Eukaryota; Metazoa; Platyhelminthes; Cestoda; Cyclophyllidea; Taeniidae.
AUGUCUGCAUUGAUGAUCGCUACAUUUUUGUCCACCGCUUUUCUUGAUAAUACAAUCUCAGUGGAUCUGGGAGUUGGUAACGUCGUCGUACAGGUCGCGGAGGAUUUCACGGUUUCUACUCCUACAAGAAAUGAUUUAGGGCGACUCCGUAUUGACAUCAAGGCGAACGUGGAGCCCCUUUUUAAUUGGAACGUGAAACAACUUUUUAUAUUCUUGGCAGCGGAAUAUAAGACCCCUAGCAACUCUCUUAAUCAAGUCGCUCUGUGGGACAAAAUUAUACGACGGGGAGAAAACUACGACAUCCAAUACAAGAGCAUGAAGGGGAAGUACCCAUUCUGGGAUGACGGCUCUGGGCUUCGCAACAACGACAAUGUAACACUGAAGUUCUACUGGAAUAUUAUUCCUAACGCUGGCAUAAUGCCCCUCAGAUCAAGUGGGAGUCAAGUCGUAUUCUCCUUCCCUCCAACGUACUAUGAGACAGUCCAAUGA